This is a messenger RNA of Chironomus riparius, 10327 nucleotides long. The record is from the annotation of a GenBank genome assembly. NCBI's taxonomy places the organism in Eukaryota, Metazoa, Arthropoda, Insecta, Diptera, Chironomidae.
AAAAAAUAAAUUUAUUCACACAAAAAAUCAUGAUUUUCUUGAUGUUUGUUCCUCAAAUUUAUCACUUUAUAAAAUAAAAGUUUUAUAAGAAACGUCUGAAAUUGUUUGUAGCUUAUGCAAUUUUAUUAUUAUAAAGAUCGUUGAAAUUGGCCCGAUACGUUCAAAAAUGUAUAUUUUAUGAAAAUCAACACAACUCUUCUCUGAGCGUCAUGUUUUAAACACUCAAUGCAAAGCCGGCAAAAAUGAUCGAAGAUCAAAUAAAAUUUUCUUUUCAUUCAAGACGUGAAUGAAAAUUUUCUCGAUCUCUGAAGCUUCUCAAUUCCUCUCAAAUAUCACAAGAUCUCUCUCAAAAUAAAGUUUUCAACAAUCAAUAUUGAGAAAGCAGCAAUGAGAAUGAACUUUUCUUAAAUUGAGAAGGGAAAUGAAAAGAAAAAAAAUUAAGAACAGAUAGACGAUCCCCUUCUUUUCAAUUUUUCCGCUCAGUAUUGAGUUGAUCGUGGUCGCGUUAAAAUGUGUCGAGUGGAAUCUCUCGAAGAUUUUCUUAAUUUUUAAGUGGAAAUAAGAAUAAAAAGAACAGUUGCUAGUUUCUAUAUAGUUUCUAAAACAACUCACAUGCAACUCAACAAAUAAGAGCAAUAAAAAUUUCAUCGGCAACUGUAUUGGCAGCGAUCGAUGUUUGAAAAACAAUUAAGAUUAAUUGGUAAAUUACGCAUGCCCUUGUGCUAACUGGUGCCGCCUGCGCUUAUUUAGAUUGUGAUUAUAAUUUUAUAGCUUAUUGGUGCAGUUUUUAUGUUUAAGUUAUAUGAUUUGUGUAUUCACUUUGGGCUGGUCUGUGCAUAAUACAAUAUAAAGAAACAAUUCAGUCCUUAAACAGUUGAAUUCCUUAAUUAUUAAUAUUUUUCUGAUCUUAAAGAUUGAAAAUGAAAAUAAUAGUAAAUGCACUUUUUAAUAUUGUAAGCAAUAAUUUUUCUACCAGUUAACUCAAUUGAACUGCGAUAAAACCAAAAAAAUAGGAACAGAAGCAACAGUAAAUGAGUGCAUCAUUUGACUGAGGGGAAGAAAUGAUGAGAGAAAAAUUUUAGUGUGAAACAAAUAAACACAUAAAAUUAAGAGAGGAAAAAAAAAUUGUGUAUAUGGAAAUUAUCACAUUUAAAAUUAAGUUGGAUGAGUGAAGUGGUGUUUAUGAUCUGCAACAGCCGGAUGUAAAGAAUUUUGAUUCUUGAUCAAAUAUGAUGUGAGAGGGAGGAAGUGAAAACUUAAGAUGUUGUGAAACACAAAUUGAUGCCCUUUUUAUUGUGAAAGGAUUAAAGUUAAUUCUUCUUACAAAAAGAUUGUGCCAUAAAAUAAGAAGUGCCAUAAAAAUUAAAUUAAAUUGUUAUUUGUAAAAGGUUUGAGAAUCGACUCAAAAAAAUGUGAAAUGUGCGUGUACCUUGCAUAAAAAAAAUUAAGCAUAAAGAUUCAAAAUAAAUUGAAGUGAAAAAAGUUAUUGUUGCCACAUGUUUUCAAGAUGAAUUUGAGACACUAUUUGCUGCCAUUAUGGAUAUUUUUAGGAUUAAUUUUUUCAUAUGUUGAUGCUGUCAAAGUAUCGUUCUUUGGCGCGAGUCACAUUAAUAUGCCUCUUCAAGAGGCUAAAUUAUCAACAAAUGUACGAAUGAAAUUUCGUUCUCGGCAAUCAAAUGCAUUGAUAUUUUUGACAUCCGGUAGGACAGAUCAUUGUCUGUUGACGUUGAAUGAGGGACGAAUAAAAUUUCAACUUAAAGUCAACGAAUAUGAGACUGAGCUCUGGUCUCCAAAACAAUUCACAUUCAAUGACUUAAUGUGGCAUGAGGUAGUCAUUCUCCGUUAUGAAACAAACCUCACUCUUCAAAUUGAUGAACAUUUUGUACGAAGAACUCUCCCUGUCGAUGUUCGAGAUCUAAAUGUCCAUUUUGGAGUUUACUUAGGUGGAAUGAUUGGAUCUACAGCUCCAUAUCUUCAGGGAGUUGAUAACUUUCGAGGAUGCAUAUCUGAUGUUUUCUACAAUAAUAUAAAUAUUCUGAAACGUGCCAGAGAAAAAUCGAACCAUGUUGAGACUGAAAGAAUCACUUGGAAUUGUGCUCCUGAAUUUGAUGCUGAAAAUCAUGAAACAAUUAGUUUUGUUGAUGAUCUUGAAGGAUUUAUCGUUUAUAGAAAAGCUUUUGAGGAAAGAAGAAUGAGGAAUGGAGAUGUUUGGUCAUUUGAUUUUAAAACAAUUGAAGAAUAUGGAGCUUUACUAUACAAUCUCGAGCAAUCCAACAGAUUUGAUUAUCUUGCCCUCGAGAUCAUUGACAGCCGACUGAGACUUCUCGUUGCAAAAGGAUCAAAUGCAGUAGAACUUAUUCCUGAUAGAAAUGUGAGUGAUGGUAAAUGGCACAGUGUGAUAAUCGAUUAUAACCCAUCUGAAGUGAAAAUAUCUGUCGAUGACUUCCUCAAUACAGCAUCAUUUGCGAAUGGAAGUUCCAAUUAUCUUGAGUUGGGACAAGAAUUUCAUAUUGGUGGACUAGAUUCAGAUGCACAAAGAAAGCGAGCUACGAAUAAAGGAUUUCAUGCUAAAGAUGCAAGCUUUAAAGGAUGCAUGAAAAAUAUUUAUAUUAAUUCUGAAUUAAUUGGAUUUCCAAAGAUGAAAAUUACUUACGGUACAGCUAUCGGGUGUGUCUGGAAAUAUCCAUGCAUUGAUACUUCCCCAUGUGUUCUUAGUGCCAGAUGCCAUCAGCAAGGAAUCGAUGAUUUCAUUUGUUCUUGUGACCAAAAUUUCUGCAUCCGAAAUGACUAUCAGCAACCUUACAAACUAUUCACAACUUUUGCACCACCAGAACAUAUUCCAUUGCUGGAAGUAACUCCAAUGUCAGUUUUAGAAGGCGGUUAUAUGUUUUUGUCUCCAGAAUUUGUACGAGUCGUAUUUGAGUUCGCAAGAUUGAAGCUUCAUGAAAGUAAUAUCCUCUUUAACAUUACACAGCAACCAAAAUAUGGAAAGCUGUCAAUCCUAGGGAAUGGCGAGCACUACAAUGAAACUCAUUCAAGAAUUUUUUCUCUGGUUGACUUACAGACAGACAAAGUCAAGUAUACACAUGAUGGAAGUGAACACUUUUCAGAUCAUAUGGGUCUUGAAAUGCAAUUUGGAAUGAAAGAUAAUAUCGGAAUAAUUUUAGAGAAAAGAAAGUUCGUGCUGCACGUCAAUGUGACUCCAGUUAAUGACCCACCAGUUCUUAAACUCCCAUCGAACAAAAUUCUUAGAUUAAUUCAGGGAAUUCCCAAAGUAUUAGGAUCUGACCUAUUAACAGCAUAUGACCCCGACAGCUCAAACAGUUCAUUAAUAUUCACAAUUCUUAUGAAGCCAAGCAGUGAAGGGGAAAAUGGAAUUUUGGAAGUAAAUGGAAAGCAAACAGAUUCUUUUUCUCAAGAGGAUGUCAACAACAAGCUUGUCACAUACCUUGUUAAUUCCCAUCACACUAAAGAUACAUUUUUUGAUAUAAGUCUGCAAGUUUCUGAUGGGAUUGAGACAAGUAGCUCCGAAACCCUUCAAGUUUCUGUUCAGCCACUUCAACUUCGAAUGAUGAAUAACACAGGACUUGUUAUGAUUCAUAAAUCUCCAUCAGUAAUUACACCAUCUAAUCUCUCAUUUACAACAAAUUCCGAUGACGAUAAUCUUGAUGUGAAAUUUGAUAUAACAAGGCAGCCGCAUCACGGUGUUAUACAGAAACUACGUUCAGUUGACUCAUCGUGGAUUUCAGUUGAGACUUUUACGAGCAAUCAAUUGCAGUUGGGACAGAUUCGUUAUCAUCAUACGUCGCCAGAAUUUCCGCAUUUUGAUGAGUUUAAGUUUACUGCUACUCUUGGGCCUGUCAAGUCAUCAGUUUAUGAUUUUAGAAUUACAUUCACAAAAUUAAGGAUUGGUAUUCAAAAGCAUCAAAAUAAAGUCAUAAAUGGAACUAAAGAUACAGUAAUAGACAAUGAAUGCUUAUAUCAUCAAACAACUCCAAUUCCAACAUUUUCAAGAACAAUAAUUUAUACGUUAUUAGCUGUUCCAAGAUUUGGAAUUCUCUAUGUUGCUGGCUAUGAUGGCUCUGCAAAAGCUGGUGACUCAUUUACUCAACAUGACAUCGAUGAACGCAGAAUUCGUUAUAAAACAUUUAGAACUUCUUACUCAUUAUUCGUCGAUGAUAUUGAAUUCAUUGUGACAGUGCCAGAAUGUGAAGAUAUAAUCGGUUCCAUUAAAAUAAUUUAUAACCCAGACGAUAAUUUAGCAAAGACACUAACAUAUCAGAGAAAAGACAAAUUGUAUGUAAAUGAAGGUGAACGUACAGCAAUUUCCAGAAUUCAUUUUGACGUGUUGCUUAAUAAAUUUAAUUCUUUGUCAUUUAACUUGACACAUUCACCGAGUCAUGGAGAUUUAUGUCUAGUAACUAAUGAAUAUAAGGAGAGAAUUGAAAGUUUUCAACUCGAGAAUUUAUACCUUGGGGAUGUCUUUUAUUGCCAUGAUGACUCUGAGUCAAAUGACGAUUCAAUGAAGAUUUUAAUAACUUCUGACAGUCAAACAGACUUUCAGUACGUCAGUGAGAUUGCUAUUGACAUUUAUUUACAGAAUGAUAAUCCACCAGUCAGGCAAAUUGACAAAAAGUUCCCAAUUGUGCGAGGAGAUUCCAAGAUUAUUACAUCAGCAGAAUUAAAAUAUUCAGAUCCUGACAUUGAUUCUCGAGUCGCUGAUAUUAUUUACAGAAACAUCCAGUCAGCAAAUGGUGAAGUCAUGAUUGGUGGAAUCACAGCACUUUCAUUCAAUCAAGAUGAUGUUAACAACAUGAGGGUCUACUUCAAUCAUUCAGGAGAUGAUUAUGGAAGAGUUAAUUUUAUAGUCACUGAUGGAACUUUCGAUGUUCCUGGAAUGCUUGAAAUAGAAGCUUCCGAUCCGUUCUUAAAGAUUAGGGAAGUGAAUGCAUCUAUUGUUCGAGAAGGCCAUCAUGUACCAAUUACACUCGAAGAUUUGAGUAUUGAGACAAACUUGAAUGUUAAACCUGAUCAAAUUGAGUAUAAAAUCAUUGAAGAUCCAAGUCAUGGAGUUCUUAAGCAUUAUCGAAAAAAGUACAAUCUUACCUACACAGGCAGACAUAAUAACACAACAUCUAUUAAAAAUUUCACACAAGCAGAAGUUGAGAAAGAGAGAAUUGCUUAUUUAAAUACCGAAGUGGCUUCGAUGGACAGAUUCAAGUAUCGAGUUACAGCCAAAAGUGUUUGGACAGAGGGUGAAUUACUUAUUAGAAUUUAUCCAGCAGCUUAUUGGGAGCCAUUGCAAAUUAAACGUAAUCAGACACUUUAUGUCGAAGAGUCGACGAGUGUCACAAUAUUAAGAGAUGUGCUGGAAAUUGGACACCCAAGUAUUUCUCCUGGCGAUAUCACAUACUUAGUAACAACAUCACCGCAACAUGGAUAUUUGGAGAUUCAAUCAAUAACAUCAGACGAUGAGUACAAUUCAAAAGUCUUUGAUCAAUCGACAAUAAAUUCGGAGAAAAUGUUUUAUAUACAAGCUGGUGUUAAUCAGUCAUCAGAUUAUUUCAAGUUUGAUGUCACGAAUGGAAUAUAUUGGUUGAGAGAUUUAAUUCUGAAGAUUGUAAUAAUACCAGAGAAUUUGUACGUUAAGACAGCAAAAUUGUUUGUUGAAGAAGGCAAAUCAGUAAAGCUCACUCCCGAGCACAUGAUACCAUACUCAGAAUACUAUAUAGGAAAAAUUAUUGAAUACAAAAUCCUAGAACUUCCUCGAUUUGGUUCUAUAAAAUCAGGAAAGUCAUCAAAAAUCAAUAGAUUCACUCAAAAGCAGCUUGAAGCCAAUGUUGUACAAUAUAUCCACAGUGGAAGUGAAGAUCAUUUUGAUAGCAUGAAGUUGAUUGCCUAUGCUAAAAAUAAGGAAAGCUUACCAUUCGAGUUGUUUAUUGAGAUUCAACCUGUAAAUGAUGAAGUUCCAGCUAUUGUCACAAAUACUGGACUACAGAUGUGGAUUGGUGGAAAGUCUGUGCUGAAAAAUACUGAUUUGAUGGUUCAAGACUAUGAUACUCCACCAGACAAUCUUACAUACUACAUCCAACAUCUAUCAGGUGGAUAUUUGAGCUACAAGAAUUUUUUUAAUAGAAAAAUCCACAAUUUCACUCAAGAAGACAUAAAUCGUGAGUUGAUCUAUUUUAUAAAUGACUACAAUAUCCAAGGUGCCCAAUUAGGUCAGGUCGUAUUCUAUGUUACUGAUGGAAUUCAUAAUACAAGUGAACAGAUACUUUACGUAACUAGCAAUCCUGUAGUUCUUGAAGUUGACAAGAAUGAAUUUCUUCAUGUAUUUCCAUUGACGAGGAAGCAAAUUUUACCUGAUCAAUUAUUCUAUAAAUGCUCAGAUGUAGACAGAGAAAUUAAGUUUCAAAUAACUGUCAUGCCACAAAUCGGUAAGAUAAUCCGCGAAGAUACAACAUUGGGAAUUACGAAUGAGGUACAAGAAUUCACGCAAGAUGAUAUCGAAAAUGGAAGAAUUUUUUAUGAGCACACGUCGCCAAUGGUGGAACUUCGUACAAAUGACUCAUUCUUCUUUGACGUCAAGGCACUUUUUGCACCGUCAUUAAUUGAUCAAGCAUUCAAUAUUGAGAUUUCAGUAUCGUCUGGUGGACUUUUGAAAUUUUUACCAAACAUUCGAAUCGUUGUUGAUGAAGGUGAUUUGGCGCCAAUUCAUCUUGAUUUGUCACGAGUUUUGGAAUAUUUAGAAACUCGUGUAGCUAUCCAGUCACCAGAAUUAUAUGUCGAGACAUAUCAACCUUCACAUGGAUACAUAAAAACAAUGGACUCAAGGAAAGACAUCAGUAAAUUCAGCUUGAUUGACUUCAAUAGUAAUAAAGUUUAUUAUCAACAUGAUCAUUCAGACACAGUUGAAGAUAAAAUAUCAAUGGCUGUUUAUCUUCUUGUUGGAAAUAUAUUCUUAUGCAAUAUAACAAUUCCAGUCACAAUUAAUCCUUUAAAUGAUCAGCCUUUCUAUUUGAUCACAACUUCACCAAGGAUAUCGGUCAUUGAAGGUGAAAAUAAGACAAUCACAAAUGCAGACUUACUGACUGAAGAUGCUGACACAGCGGCUGAUGGAAUUAUAUACGAAAUUAUUAGCAAUCCAAUGCAUGGUAUGCUGCAAAAAAUUUCUGAUGAGGGAUAUGUUCAGAAUAUUAUUUCUUAUGGGAAUCAAUUCACACAAGCAGACAUCAAUGAUCGUAGAAUUAUCUACACGCAUUCAGGAAGUCCUGAAUCAACAACCUUUACAUUUAAGGUGUCUGAUGGUGAAUUUAAACCAGCUUACGAGACAUUUGCGAUUAAAAUUCUUCCAAUUCAAAUCUUCCCAAGUGUAAUUGCUAAACCAUUGGCAGUUCCUCAAGGGUCCAAUAUUGGAAAUUUAUCAAUCGAUCAUGUAUCCAUUGAGACAAAUGUACAGAAAAGUCGAUUGAUUUACAACAUCACAAAGCUUCCGAUUGGUGGAAUUUUAAAUAACAACAAUAAGCAGAUUUUUAGAUUUAAUCAACGACAAUUAGAAGAUGGAAUCAUACAGUAUGUCCAAAACGAUAUGACAAGAAGUAAUGAUUCUUUUCAGGUAAAUGCUUACAUCCCAGAUUCAUCAUCAUCACUUCUAGUCGACAUCCUAAUUGUAGUUGAGCCAUUUAUUCAAAUUGUCCCAAUAACAGUCACACCAAGCAGUAAAGUAAGGUUGAUGUCAACUUUUGUGCCAGACAAUCCAACACAACUAAAGUUAAAUCGCUAUAAUCCAAAGAUUGUAAUAUCAAGGAAGCCUCAGUUUGGAAAAUUGAGGAAAAUUCGAAGGAGUACAGGAGAUGUUGAGAAUGUUAAUGAUAAGGAUGUGACAUCGUUCACUUUUAAGGAAAUGAAAAGUGGAAUAAUUUACUAUGUAGCUAGGAAAUUUCCACCUGGAUUUAAUGGAAUUAAUGAUACAUUUGAGUAUAUUCUGACAACAAAAACUGCUCAACCAGCUCAGGGAGUUGUGGUUGUAGAGAUUCAGUCGCCAAAUCGUGCUGGUGAAGAUUAUGUGCCCGAAAUUCCUGCACCUGAUUUGGCAUUUUUACCGUUUGAUGUAAUGUGUCUGCUUGCUAUCCUUUUUGGAAUUAUUCUGUUCCUUAUUUUAAUAAUCCUAAUCAUUAAAUGCCGACCAAGUAAGAAAGCCAAGAAAGAUCCAGCUAAAGACAAUCCACCGCAUUUACCUCGACCACCUGACUUUAUAACAAUGAAUAACACUAGAAGCAUGUACACUCCGUCUGACAACGAGUCACUUCCAAUAACACAGUCAUCAACACCAUUACCUGUACUUAGUAAUGUGCCGCAUUGUAAAGUAAUUCCAAUUGGUCAGUUAGAUAUUCAAGAUUCAGAUCCUGAAGACAUGAUUGAUAUGCGUGAAGAUGCACGAGAACAAAUGUUGAGAGGAUAUGGAUAUAGCGAAGGUCCUGAAAGUUGGACAUCAUCUCUUGGUGAUAUGGGAACGAUUCCUGAAGUCAGCUACUCAUCCAUUGCUCAACCUCAACAUAUUUCGCCAAAAAUUAAUCCACUGCUCAGGAGGAAUCAAUAUUGGGUGUAGAGUUAAAGUAGUCUUAAUGUUGAACAAGAGAAAUUACUGUAAAUAAUGUAAAGAUUUUGGAUCUAGGACAUAAUUUUUUACUUUUCAAGUGUGCCUUAACUAGUUGAUAUUUUAAUAAAAACAACCAAAUGACUUAUACUCUAGUAUCAAGGUACUCAUAUCUAGGAAUAAACAGCUUGUAGCUACUGAAAUAAAUCAUAACUAAUGCAUUUGAGUGAGAAAUGAAAUUUCUUCUUAGGAAAAAUAAUGAAUUUAUUGCUAAAUAAAGGAAAUGAAUUAAAUUCACUUAAUUAUUAAGGAAUGGUAAACAUUUUUUUUUUUUGUAAAAUCAUAUCAGUUUGUAUCUUAACUCUAGACAACUUUUGUAAAAGAAUACUUAAUAUUAAGAAGUACUUUAAGUUUACUUUUUUUAGGCUCUUGCAUUUUUCGAUGAUUAUAAUAAUCGAAAAUUUUGUUGAGGAGUCAAAUUUAUUUUCCAAAAGUCAACAACCUUAAGGACAGAAUACUUCAAUUUUUCAACAAUUUUUUAUAAAAGACUCAUGAUAGAGUUAACAUUUUUUAUAUCGAAUAAAUCAAAAAACAUUAUUUUAAUAAUCAUUUAAAAAUCCUUUGGACGGACAGUAGUUUCGUGACUAUCUUAAUCAUCACUAUGAUCAUAUUUUUAUAAGAUGUGCGAAUCUAGACUUCUAUAAAAAUUAUUUUUAUAUUGCAAACAUUUUUAAAAAUUGAUACAAAUUCAUCUUUAAUUCCUUGCUUACCAAUUCAAAUCUAUGAGCAUUAAAAAUUCAUUCAACAAUGUUUUCUGUCUGUAAAUUGUAAGAAAUUUUCUCUUAUUAAUAUUCAAUCUAUUCAGCACAGACAAUUGACAUAAAACGAGUGAAAAAAAAUCGAUAAGGAAUUUCUCAAAAAUUCUGUUGACAUAAUAAAUAGCUUAGACACUAGAAUGUAAUGUAAGAAAUGAAAUGAAUGACUUAAUAAAGAAGGAAAGAAUAGAAUAAUUAAAAUAACUUAAAUUAACGUUUUGUUUAUCUUCAUACAAUUAAAUACUUUGUUGUAUCAUGAAAACAUUCGACAUGCUUUUUUUGUGGACGGCAGGGCUUGAAGUUUAAUGGGAUUUUAAGUGGAAUGUCAAUGAACUAGACUGCUGAUUUUGUUGAAAACUAAAUUUUUGAGCUAUUUUAACAAAAUUAUUCCCAUCUAGUUCCAACCCUGAUAGACGACAUGAAGAUCAAAUCCCACUAAUAAUCUAGUGAUGUAUACAAUACUUUAUAUCUUAAUUGCACUAGAAUGUCGUUUCAAUUUUUGGCUUUUCAGUGACCGGUGUCAACUGAAGUCCUCGAUUAUCAUAAGAGUAAUCAGCAGUUGGACUGCUUGUAAGUGUAUCUUCAGCAGGAUAUCUUGUCGAUAUUGGUGUACUUACAGUCUUAGCUUCAUACUCUGUGCCAGUUACAGUAAAAAUACUUGAUGAGCGAUUUAAGUUGUGAUUGUUGUUCUGUUGAUUUUGUGCCUUGAUUCGCAUUCUUGGACUGGCAGUUUGUGGAUUGGCUAUCGUCAUUGGUUCUAUUGGUUUCACAUUCUUUACAGGCUUCUUAACUGAUGGAAUUGAGUUUUUGCAGAUUUUAAAUAACUUUUUUCCAUUGAAUGCCAUAAAAAGUAUCAAGAGGAUCACAACAAGCACAAAUGUUACCGUAAGAUAAAUUUUAAGAUUCUUUAUUUCCG